This is a messenger RNA of Malaclemys terrapin pileata, 615 nucleotides long. It is a transcript of the gene ATOX1, whose product is annotated as antioxidant 1 copper chaperone. The transcript is spliced from 4 exons. Gene Ontology annotation, cellular component: cytosol. Gene Ontology annotation, molecular function: copper chaperone activity; metal ion binding. Gene Ontology annotation, biological process: copper ion transport. The record is from RefSeq and is a predicted model, not a curated record. NCBI's taxonomy places the organism in Eukaryota, Metazoa, Chordata, Testudines, Emydidae. Bases 103 to 309 code for a protein of 68 amino acids.
GGAGGAGGAGGAGGCGGCGCUGGGCAGGGCGCGGCACGUACCGGCGGCCUGGGCUUCAGUCCGCGCGGAGCCGGGAGAGGAGCAGCAUCGCCCGCCGCGGCUAUGCCGAAGCACGAGUUCUCUGUCGACAUGACCUGCGAAGGGUGCUCCAACGCGGUCACGCGCGUUCUCAACAAGCUGGGAGGUGUCCAGUUUGAGAUCGACCUGCCCAACAAGAAGGUGUGCAUCGACUCGGAACACAGCGUCGACACCUUGCUGGCCACGCUGAAGAAAACCGGGAAGAGCGCCUCCUACCUGGGGGAGAAAUAACCCCCGAGCCGACGGGUCCGAGGGUCAGGCUUUCUCCACACCCCAAACGAGGAGUGCUAACAUGAUGGCUUCAGUGAGAAGAGGCCUGUAUACAGAUCUGUCGACACCCUCUGUCAUUUGACCCCGGUUACCCUGCCAGAUGUUGGAAAGAAGAAGGCUGAGAGGAGGAAGGACCCUCAGAGUAAAGGACCAGGUUCUACUUGAACCAUAGUUUGUAAAACUCCCCUCUUGAAAUGGAGGGUUCAGGUGUGCUCUCCCUCUCUGGCCUUGCAGUAAACGAAGGAGCCGCUUCUAUUUUCAAAUACA